Auanema sp. JU1783 is the source of this 1506-nucleotide messenger RNA. NCBI's taxonomy places the organism in Eukaryota, Metazoa, Nematoda, Chromadorea, Rhabditida, Rhabditidae. The record is from the annotation of a GenBank genome assembly.
AUGGAAGUAGCAACUUCACCUAACCCUCACUCACAGUUGAACGCAAAUGGACCUUCGCAAAACUACCAAUCUUAUCUUAACUCUGCGAUGGAUUUCCAAAUCGUCCGUACAUUGGGAGAAGGAGCUUUUGGAGAAGUUAAGCUUGUUGUAGAUUCUAAAAAUCCAAGUUUUGCCGUUGCUAUGAAAUGUUUAGAUCUAGGGAAACAUGCAAACCUUCUGAAUGAGUUCAAGAAAGAGGCUCUAAUACAACAAAGAUUGUCGAGUGAAGGACACGACAAUGUCAUAAGGUACAUAGGAAUACGAAUGGAUCACAACUUGUAUCAAUAUCAAAUAUUCUUGGAAUAUGCUGAUGGUGGCGAAAUCUUCGAUCAAAUUGAGCCUGAUGUUGGCUUGCCUGUUCAUAGAGCUCAAUUCUAUUUCCGUCAACUAUUGAAUGGUCUCUCUUUUAUACAUGGUCAUGGUAUUGCUCACAGAGAUAUAAAGCCUGAAAAUCUAUUAUUAACAAAACGAGACACUCUCAAAAUUUCUGAUUUUGGAAUGGCAACUGUUUUCCGACAUAACAACAAAGAGCGAAAGCUCCAAGCAUCUUGCGGAACUCUCCCUUACGUCGCGCCCGAAGUUCUAACAGGGUCUUACAGAGGACCACCAGCUGAUGUUUGGUCUUGCGGUGUAGUACUAGUCACACUUCUAGCUGGCGAAUUACCUUGGGAUGCACCUAAAAAAAGUGUUAGUUCAUAUCAAGGAUGGAUCAACAGCACAAGCCUUAAUUUGAAUCCCUGGAAGAAGAUUGACAACAACGCUUUAUCUCUUCUACGGAUUAUACUAACUGAGAAUACGAAAAAUCGAGCCGAUCUUGAUCGCAUUAAAAAUCAUCCAUGGUGUACUUUCAAAACUGAUUCUGCUCAUAUUCCAAGCGCUAAGAGAAGAAAGCUAAUUCCUGAUCUCGAGUUUGCUUCAAUCUCCUUUACUUUGCAGAAAAGUUUUUAUUUCAGGGACACUGUUUCUCAACCUAUUGAAAUAUCAAAUAGGAUGAAUGCAAUUAUCACCAGCACUAUCCAGAAUAUUUCGUUCUCUCAACCUGAUUCUGCGGAUAAUCUUCUACUCUCAAACAGUCAAAUAUCGGAAUUCUCACAACAUCAGGACCCUAUUCUAAACUUGGUUCGGCGUAUGACAAGAUUCCUGGUGGUUGUAUCCAAGUCCGAGAUCAUACCAAGACUGUAUGCUGCAUGUGAGGAUUGUGGAUUUCAAGCUAAAGAUCACCCUCCUUGUCACAUUUUGGUUACGCAUCGUGAGAUAACUUUCAUUAUAACAGUGAUUGAAAUGGUAGAGGGAGGAGUACGUAAAGUGAUGGUUGACAUUAGAAGAUCUCGCGGUGAUGGUAUAGAAUUCAAGCGAGCUUUCGUUGCGCUACGAAAGCGUUUGCUCGAUGUCGUUUGUUCACGAGGAAACGAAUGGCUUGUUUCUCAAGGCUUAACACAUUCACAAAUGAUUCCUGAAUCUUACUAA